Molecule: messenger RNA, 1692 nt
Organism: Aspergillus fischeri NRRL 181
Lineage: Eukaryota; Fungi; Ascomycota; Eurotiomycetes; Eurotiales; Aspergillaceae
Gene: fqzB
Product: FAD-dependent monooxygenase fmqB
Exons: 5
Coding region: 1-1692 (563 amino acids)
Biological process (GO): secondary metabolite biosynthetic process
Molecular function (GO): monooxygenase activity; FAD binding
Source: RefSeq, a predicted model, not a curated record
AUGGCUCCGAUGCCCCAGCUGCAUGAUCUAGGCGGACACCCUACUCCCACCCUGCUCACCCUGCCAUGCUUUACCUUGCAGCGGAUACGAUACGCUUUCCACGGGGCUUUGCGCAAGGACUUUGACUCCUUGCUCUACGGUUCUAAGACGCUGCCGCUCUUCAAUUGCCGUAGGGGCUGUAUGGAGCAGGCCUUACUUCACAUAAAAAUGCCCAACUUCUUACCGAGCGUUUCCGUAGAUUCGAGCUUCUUCUUUCCGUUCCCGCCAACUACUGCCUCAUCGAUUAUUAUUCCUCAAACCGAAACAAUGACCAUUUCCGCUGGAAGUGGGCCGGAUGGGGUGGUUACGCCGCAUUCGAGUGGGAUCAGAGUCAUUGUCGUGGGACUCGGAAUCGCCGGUAUAACAGCGGCCGUUGAAUGCCACCGUAAAGGGCACAGUGUGAUUGUGGUGGACAAAGUGCAGUCCAUUAGGCCGCAUGGAGAUCAGAUUGGAGUUGGAGCCAACGCCGCUCGCGUUCUGGGGAAAUGGAGGAAUGGUGAAUUCUUCAAGGAUGUGCUGCCUUUUAUUCACCAUAUCAAGGCAAUGGAAAUGCACGACGACACGGGGAAGCUAUACUUCGUCAAUGACACCGUCGGAUUUCACCCUCCGGACGGGUACAUGGUGAAUCGAGGGGAGCUAGUGCGGCUUAUGUACGAGUAUGCCCAGUCUUUGGGUAUAGAUAUACGGCUAGGCCAGGUGGUCUCAGAGUACUGGGAAUCGGCCACUGAGGCGGGAAUCAUUGUCAAUGGCGAGCGGCUUGCCGCUGACUGCGUCAUUGCCUGUGACGGUGUCCAUGGCAAGGCGCGGAGCGUAGUCCUGGGAGAGGACGUCGCUCCCGAUCCAACAGGCUACUCGAUGUUUCGAGCGUACUUCGACUCUAACAUUCUCGCAGACGACCCCCAAGCUAACUGGAUCCUCGAAGGGACUGAAAACCGGGAUAGAAGUCAGGUGUUUGCCCGGGAGGGCUACCUCUUGCUUGUAUACACAGGACGGCUCGGCAAAGAUGUUGGUUGGAUGCUCACCCAUGAGGACUAUCGGGGAGCGAGCGAGUCUUGGUCAACUUCGGUGGACCCAGAUGAAGCCAUCCGGAUUCUUCAAGACUGGCCUGUCAGGGAUCGGAUUGUGCCCAUCGUGCGACACACCCCCAAGGAGAAGCUCAUCGAUUUCCAACUGCUUCUUCGACCACCAUUGCCCACUUGGGUAUCUGGCAAAGGCCGAAUACUGCUCAUAGGAGAUGCUGCUCACCCCAAUUUUCAUACCUCCGGUCAAGGCGCUGCCCAAGGUAUCGAGGACGCAGCUACCGUGGCCAUCGCCCUCGAGCUGGCAGGAAAGGCAGGGGUUCCUUUAGCGUUGCUUACAAUGGAGAAGAUAAGGUAUCAACGGGCCACAAUUAUCCAGUCGAGCGGCCUGCAGAUUCAGGACAGCCUACGAUUUGACAAAGCUGCGAUCGAGAAAGAUCCAACACGAGCCAGGAUUCCUCGUCCGCGGUGGAUCUUCGACCAUGAUUGCCAAGCGUAUGCCUACCAACACUUCCACGCCGCCGCUCAAGCAGUUCAGAGUGGGGAGGAGUAUCAUCCGCGGAACAUCCCCGUCGGUGGAGAAUACCAGCUGGUCCAUGACUUCAAGGGGUUAAAGAACACAGAAAGCAUGUAG